CUGUAAAACAAUAUGGCGGGGUGAGAUAGAAAGCUGAGUGUUUUACGAAGCAUGGUUAAGAGGUCGUAUUAAACACUUAGGUCAUAUUUAAGCGAUGUCUGGUCCAUUAGGCUCGCCAAAUCAAGUGAUAACCACCUUAGAUGAAGACGGACUUCAGGAAUUGUACACUUGGAUCGAUGAAAUUAAUUUAUCUCGCCCAAAGCGUAACAUUUGGAGAGAUUUCAGUGAUGGAGGUAAAUGUAAUAAUUUCUUACGCCUGUAAAUCAUACAGACAUCGCUGAUUUACUGUAUAGAGGUAGUUUUACUUAAUAAUAUCUAAAUAUGGCGAAAAAAAUCACCGUCUUUUCGUUUCUACAAUAAACAUUAAAUCAAAAGAUCAUUACGUAUCCAUUAAGGACUUUGUUUGUUGACAUUACGUACCAUGUCACUACUGUGGAUUUAUAAUAGUUUUCUUUCUCAUCGCCUCUAGGUUAACUUUUUUAAAAACUUUUUGGACAUGUUUACUUGUCAACACUUUACGUUCUCGAACGAAUCAUAUUAGCUAAUUAUUAGAUGAUUUGAAUUCACAUGAUUGGCUACGUUGGUGCAUGAUGAUCAAUUAGUUUGAAGAGAUGAUUGCCAGCGAUUUAACCCCGGCCUAUAUAGUUGAUGGAAGCGGAAUAUCGAAUAAAAAAGCUUUUAUCAAUAUAAUCAGUCAAUUGGCAUCGAUUGGUACGUACAGAUCAAUCAAUGAUCGAUAAAUAGUCUUAUUAUGAUACUGCAUAAAGUAGAGCACAAGUAACGCACGAAUAGAGUACAAAUAUCCUGCGUUAUUGUACAGUUGGCUAUUUUCACCUGUUGCAUAUUGACUCGCCCCAUGGGCUCUUCGAAAUUCAGCACAACUUGUAAAAAUAUUUGGUGAUACUACACACCAAAAUGUCUAAUAAGAUAUACAGGUACUAAUUAGGACCAUUUCACUGUGGGCCCACAAAAUCUGGUAAUGACUCUACCAAAUUUUUAGACUAAAUUUGCCCGAAUCUGAAUUAGUCUUGCAACAACAGGGCGCACUGACAUACAGAAAGAUAUUUGUUAACCACAAAGUGUCAAUUGUAAGGAAAUUGAUCACCGUGUGUUACCUAAUCUCUUGGUGGGAAAGGUUACAUGUGAUAUUUAACCUCUUUGAAAAAAAUGUUGCCUUGGCUGUACUGAGCUGUACAAUACUCUUUUUUUUCAUUUUGGUGGAAUCUGUAAUAAUUCAGGCCAGAGCAACUUAUCAGCCUUGCCUGUGAAAACUGAACUCCACCUUGUUUAAAAACAGAUAUCAUAAAAAGGUCACUGAACAGUUGUUUAUUGUACAGCUCAGAUUUACAGCAAAAAUUUGCUUUUAUGGUACUACUUAAGGGACUAUCUUAAUCUCAUUUCUGCAUGGGUAGCCACUCAAAAUGUGAGAUUCCUUUCAGAAACUGCCCACACAGGGAUCUACCCAUGUUAUAAACAGUAAUGCAUAUACAUGUGAAUGGAAGGCUGUGUCAGUCACUGUAGUGUUGUGCUUGUAAAAACCUAGUGGCAUGCAAUUUCAAAUAAUACUGUUUAAAAAGUUCCAGCUGCAAUUUUAAGUAAAUUUUGCUUCACCCUUCAUCCCCUUAAAGUGACUGGCUUUGAAUUUCUUCUCACAUUAUCACCCCUGAAUCAAAUGUCAAGAUCAUGAGGGUAAAGAAAAUGGUCGCCAAGAAGCUCUUGAUUGUUAAACAAAUUCUCCUUCAUCAGUAUCUUAGGAAAUGUAAGGAGAACCGUGUGCUGGAGAAUAUUACUACCAAUGUUAGGGUGUAAAACCAUUGAUUUUACAUAUUAUUUGGAUGGAAAGUUUAAGGGAGCAUAUUUGAUUUUAUUUUUCAGUUCUUGUAGCAGAAAUUGUAGCACAUUUUCUACCCAAAAUGGUGGAACUCCAUAACUAUUCCUCCACAAGUUCACAAGCCCAAAAGCUCACCAACUGGGAUACUUUGAAUAGUAAGUACACGGAAUGCUGAGCCUGAUGUUAUUGGCUGUAAUUGGCUAUGCUGUUGCGGUGUCCCUGCUAUUUUUUGUCAUUUUUUGUUGUUUUCUUUACUUUUUUUUUAAUCUAUUUAUUUUGAUUGUUGUUUUAUGGCAAAGUUAAUAAAUAAAUAAAUAGAAUAUAUCUUAGGAUUGUCACUUCAAAAUGUAAUUUGGUUUUAUCACCUGAGUUGCUAAUAUAGAUUGGCCUCUGUUAAGACUUUCUAAUCAAGGUGAGGUUUCAAUUGUUAGCCCUUUGAUGUUUGCUCUGACAAAGGACUAAUGCUUGAGAUGACUUCAGCUAAAAAUGCUCUUUACAGUGGCUAAUUUACUUCAUCAACCCAGUUGAUAUAACCAAAUUAUCUUGUACUAUUAUUGUAGCAUCUCAGUUUCUUUAGUUAGAUACUUAAUUCCUUAAUUCUCUUUGAAAUAAUUUUCAAUUAAACUUUUGGGAGUUGGAAGUAUGAUAUGAAUUGGAUGUCUAAUACUCAAGUGUCAAUAAUAAUAAUAAUAAUAAUAAUAAUAAUAAUAAUAAAAUCUUUAUUACCGUGUCAAUGUAUUUAGCUCAUAGAGCUAAUUGGGGACACCUACUAUUACAAAAUUAAUAAAAAACUAUGUACAGUAUCAUAAUAAGUAAUAAUAAAGCCGAUAAACUAUGCAUUAAAAUUUAAAAAUAUUUAGAAAUAUUAAAAAAAUAAGUGGUGACUAUAUGCUUAAUUUCACUGAUGUGUGUUUUGUUUUCAGGAAAAGUUUUUUCAAAACUUAACUACACUGUACCAAAAAGUACCAUUAAGGAGGUUGCAGAGUGCAAGCCUAGGGUGAUAGAAGUUGUACUAGCAAAUCUGAGGAUGAAAGUGAGCAGAUUUAUGAAUUUUUUUGACCAGGCCUCUCGAUGUAGAGGGCACAAAGGAUGAUGAAUUAUGCAGUUUCUUGAAUUUUGAGAUUGGUUGUGUUUAUUGACCAAAUGUGCAACAUUGCACCUUUUUGUCAUACCAAGGUCUUUGUAGACUAAAUUACAACCUUGGUAAUUUAACAUUGUAUUUACCUUUUCAAGCUGCAAAUGUCUCAGAAAUCACCCCUUUUCUCCAAGUAGAAAUCAAUGGCUAAAUUCCCCCUUCCUCUCUAUCCACUGCGACAAUUUUAGUGCAAGUCAGACUAGAGAUUAGGAUAUCAACAGAUGCAUCAUAGGCCUGAGGGGGGAGGUGUGCACCUUUCAUGAAAAAUGUUAUCUCCUCUAUUAAGAGUAGCACCACUUACAAUGUGUAGUUUUCUUCAUCUAUGAUAACAGGAUGGGACAUGAUUUUGCUCAUGAAGCUGUAGCCUCAGCUAGUCUAGGUAGUGUAGUCAGAGUCAAGGGGUGUCUUGUGCGACAAGUAAUUUACUGGUGUAAGGGUUUCAGUAAUGGUUGGUUACCAGCAGUCUACCACUCCCUAAAAGACCAACUACCAGCACCUGUUUAGCCUGCAAGCAGGCUCUGAUGCUUGGGUGUUGCCUUUGGGUUUCUUUCCCAAGUACGGCUGCGUAUGGAAAAAGUAAUGGAUAUGCCUGAUGGUGUAAUUGUCCUGUUAGUAUUGAAGCAAAGCAACUCAGUUGGAAAUUGAUCCAAAACAAUUGUGUAUUUUAGAUUGAGAAGUACAUUGCAAAGAAAAAAGCAGACACUUUAAGAAAACAGCAGCAAGUGUAUGAUGAGUUCUCACCCAAUGGGCCUGUCUCAGAUCAUGAACCAUAUCUGUAUAAUGAUGGGCAGGCAUACUUAGGUAGGGACAAACUCAUGGUCAAUGCUGAACUUAAAACUUUUUAAGUUUGUAGGUGAUGUUGUGCCUAGAUGAUGUUGUGAUGAACCCAAACAUGUAAUUGCAAGCUUGUCUGAGCUGUUUUGAAAUGACAAUUAUAAACAUACAGUUGGAAACAAGAUCUAGUUGCCUUAUUUUUUUUCAAUUAAGGAAGUGACUGCAUGGAAGUCAAAUGCCAAUAGAUGAAAGCCCCAGAAAUACCAAAAUAGAGUACCAGUACAUCAGUUUAUUAAGAUUUUUCAAAUCGAAUCCUUAUACUGUGAGUGGCAUUGUACUAAUUGGUGUGCUUUACAAUUUUCAAUUGUGAAUCAUGGCCAAGAUUUUCUUGGACUUCGAAAUUGUCUGUCAUAUACAGGGUAUAUGAAAGUAUUACUAACAGUGACUCCAACAAUUCCUGUAGGUUACUAUACUGUUGCUGGCUCUGAGUUCUGUAUUAAUGUUUUGAUAAUCCUGCAGGUCCGGAGAAUAACUAUGGUUAUGCAUUCAAUACUAGUUAUGCACAAAGGAACCCAGUUAAUGAUGUGAGUCGUGUUUGUCUUCCUCUUUUUUUAGUUUAAAUCGAAUACCACAUUCCCUUCUUGAUGUUGAGUUUUUUUCUUCUAAUUUUCUUGAUACAACAAUUUUGGAGAAGGAGAGCAUAUCAUUGGUACGACGAUUGUCAUGACGAUUGCCGAUCAACUUUAUUUGCAUUCACUUCAUGAGCACAUUAAACCAAUGCAUACAAGAUUUUAUGGCCUUGAAACCCACUGUCAACUUAAGAACAAACAAACAAACUAAAGUCAAACAAAACGAAAUAAAGUGGAAAAGUAGAAAACCUUAACCUUUGUUUUUGUGGUGGCAUGCAUAUUCUGAUAUUUAUUUAUCAAUAUUAUUUAUCAUUUAUUGUGACGUUUUUGUAUUAGGCUGGUGGUUCUUAUGGAGCACAGUCAUACCAACCUGGACUCAAUGGUAGUCCCAGGGGUGGUAAUGCUCGGCAGAAGAGUAAAGACGGUAAAGGAGGACCUCUUGGUGAGAAACCAAAGUUUGCACCUGCUCAUCAAGGAAAAGGGUAAGUUUUGUCUCUGGAUUUUAACCGAUGGUGAACUUAAAGAACGUUUGCAGGUUUUUGUUUCUUUAAAAAAUAUUUUCGCUGGUGUCGUGUAGGCUCUACCGUAUUGCUUGAGAAUUUUGACUCCUAACAUUUUUUUUCAGUAUCUGAGCUUCACAAAAACAGUGGAAAUUUGUAACUGCCAUUUUUAUUUUAAACUAGUGUUUUUAAUACACCCAAGGGCGGGUUUCCACGCGCAACCCAAAGAAAGUGUAUGAGUGUGAGAAUGUGUGGCGAACCUGGUACGACGCAAGGGAAAUGGGCUUUUGCUCAUGAUUUCAUUGUCUCCGUCUACGCAAAAGAGACAGCGACGGGAGCAAGGCAGGGAACGGAGCAGUUGUUACGUUUUGGCAGCGUAAUUGGUCACUUAGACUGCUAGUUCAGGAUUUUCCGUAGUGGACUCUGGGGGAGCGGAGCGAACGUGAUUUGGGCAGGAAAAUCGCGAUGGGUUUCGUCGUUUUUGGGAUAGUGGUGUUUAUCGUUUAAAACAUGCGACCGAAAUGCCAGAAGUUUAAUCAUUUUCUGAUCAGAAAACGAUUCAAUUACCUCUAUGAAAAAUAAUUAACUGAAAACUUUGUUGCUCACAAAGGGAUAUCUUGGGCUUGUGAUUAUACCAGUGUUUCUCUUUGGUUUUGUAGAAAGGUUCCUCGGUCUCAAUCAUAUCAAGAUAUAAAUGGAACUAUGGAUCCUCAGAACCCUCGAUUGCUACUAGAGGAAAAAGAACAAGCUUUACUUGCCUCUCAAGAAACCAUACAGGUGAGUGUAUCAUAUAUUUUAUCUACAGAGAAAGGGUGUUUAAAGGCAAGUUUGUUAGGACCGGCCAGCGAGAAAUGGGAAGAGCGAACAGACAAAUUAAAUGGAUGGUUUGACCCCUUGACUCCUUGAUGUUAUUGUUAAUUCUCCUUUCUAACUGCUCUCCAUUUCCUUGUAAAUGUAGUCGCAAGAAUUUGGUGUUAGAUCAAGAUAACAACUUCAUUACCUGAUAAGCGUGGGUACUCUCAUUACCUGUUUGCUGGGUAAAGUAUGGGCAUGAUAGGGAGAAGUUACAUGUUAGUCACACAAUCAGGCUAGCGUGCGAGCAGGCCCUCAUUAACAGCGUUGCGGCGCGAACGUUUCUUCGCCUGGAGCAAAGCGAGCAGGCGGGAGGUCUGAAAGGGAUCUGGCACUAAUUAUCGGCCAGCGUUGCGCAAGGCCUCGAACUAGGCUCAUUAGAGUAUUUACCGUAAAUAGUAGUUUAGAAACUCUAGUAUCUACACUCGAGUGAGGUGAGGUUUAGACAGUUGAUUUCCACCAUUGCAUGACGCAGGUCUGAAUAUUUUCGCUUUAUUCCAGAUUUUGAAUGUCAAAAUUCGACGACUCGAGCACCUACUACACUUAAAAGAUUUGAGAAUAGACGACUUAACAAAAAGACUACAGCAAGUUACCCAACCACCCCCAAGACAACUACCACCACAACCCAACCCACCCUUCCCCCCUGCUGUGGACCCAUCUAUACCAUCUAUGCAUAUGCAUCACCAGAAUCCACUUCCGCCAUUACAUCAUUCAUCCUAUAAUCCACAACAGUUACAGGAACAUUAGUCUUUCAUACAAGACAAUAUAAGAUGUGUGAACGGAAGCAGGAGCUGACAUGUGGUCACCGUACGUACCUUGUUAUGGCGUGGUGUUAAGAUAAUCUUUCUUAGAACAAUGGAAGAUAACACAUGAAGGGCAUAUAUCGCUGAAAACACGCAAUCAAGUAAUUAAAUUAAAGUAAUUAUACCAGACGUAAAUUUUUGGCAAUGUAGUACAUGUACAUUGUACUUGUAAGCGUAAAUUUCGACCGAGCAGAAGUAAUCGUAGCUGCGUCAGGUAUUUUACUCUACGAUUUAAUUUGCAGUUUGAUAUUUUUCUGUACAUAUUUUAGGUAAUUAGUAUUGUUUAAUCACACCACAAAGUGUGCAAGUUACAGUUAAAUCUGGAACAUAAACGUCGAAAUCUUUUUUAGAACCCGAAAAAUGCAGUACUGUUUUUAUUGAAGAAACGUAAUGAGGCUUUUUAUGCCCCCUUGCUGCUUACUGUUCUGGGAUUCUCCUUAACCCAAUGACACUACUGACCAAAUGAAGUUCUUGAAAAUGUACGUUUACUGAACACCUAUCGACGUGUAAAUAAGAUAGAUCGUCGCGUAAUAUUUAUAUUCAAACCAGGGUAAACAAAAUAAGAUUUUGGUAGGAAGAACAAUGUUCGUGAAGAUAGACGAGGAAAAGAGAAGUUAAAGGGGAUCAACCGACCGAUAGUUAUUUAAUCAUUGUAAGUGUAUGUAGGCGAUGGAGCGGACCUUUUUAACUGGUGCACAAAUUCCGGGGGGUGCAUUUGGGACAGACCAUGGGUUUAAAAUUACUUGUGAGAAUCUUAAGCACUGGUUGCUCUUGUAGAGACUGAGUAAUAAACUUAUAGUUUAUCUUGUUAGGCCCAUGUUUAUAUUGGUAUAUCUGUGCAAUACGCAGUUGCAGAACACCAUGUCUUGUUUUUAAAAUCACAUUUCCCAAACGUGGUCACCGUGAGUGCUCUAUGAUAAACUCCCUAUUCCAUUCACCGAUAUUCACCUAAUGUAAAUCCGCGCACGCACAAAAAUAAAGUUCACUUUUUGUUCUCAUCUGAACGCCGUACACCGUAUUCACAGUUUGGAAGGUUUAUUGGAAUCCAACAUAAUGACCAGCUCCCAGUUGGCUUGUUAGCUCAGUUGGUUGAGCGCUGCACUGGUAUCGCAGAGGUCAUGGGUUCAAAUUCCGUACCGGCUGAAUUUUUUUAAGGCCUUAAUUCAACUACUAGUUCAGUAGUGUUCAUAACUGCGAGGAUCGAUUCUAUAUUCGUUUCUUCAACCGCAUUGCACAUAUAUGAUUUUCAUAUCUUUACAGCCAAGGUUUAAAUUUGUUUUCUUCAUAGAGGCAGCUUAAACCAAAGUUGGAUUAAAGGGGGUAAGUCUCUAAAGAAAUUGUGAUGCCGCGUCGGAAGGGAGUUUAAAAAAAUUAUUUUGGUUUUAUCAACUAAGUUGAUAACGCAAAUUGGCCACC
This is a messenger RNA of Pocillopora meandrina, 7940 nucleotides long. NCBI's taxonomy places the organism in Eukaryota, Metazoa, Cnidaria, Anthozoa, Scleractinia, Pocilloporidae. The record is from the annotation of a GenBank genome assembly.